Molecule: messenger RNA, 798 nt
Organism: Drosophila ficusphila
Lineage: Eukaryota; Metazoa; Arthropoda; Insecta; Diptera; Drosophilidae
Gene: SmD1
Product: probable small nuclear ribonucleoprotein Sm D1
Exons: 2
Coding region: 121-495 (124 amino acids)
Biological process (GO): spliceosomal snRNP assembly; RNA processing
Cellular component (GO): U4 snRNP; pICln-Sm protein complex; precatalytic spliceosome
Molecular function (GO): RNA binding
Source: RefSeq, a predicted model, not a curated record
CCUGAGUUGCUAUCUUAACUGACGAUAUACUUAACCACAACCACCGAAACCUAAGUAAACUAGCCGGCAUUGUUUGUGCGCGUUUUUUUUGCAAAAAGUCAUUUAAAAACAAAUAAAAACAUGAAAUUAGUAAGAUUUCUUAUGAAGUUAAGUCAUGAGACUGUAACUAUCGAACUGAAGAACGGCACCCAGAUUCAUGGCACCAUUACCGGGGUGGAUGUGGCGAUGAACACUCACCUGAAGAGCGUUCGGAUGACCAUCAAAAACAGGGACCCCGUUCACUUGGAGACCUUGAGCAUUCGCGGUAACAACAUCAGGUACUUCAUACUGCCAGACAGCCUGCCGCUGGAGACGCUUCUAAUAGACGACACUCCGAAGUCGAAGACAAAAAAGAAGGACAGCGGCCGAGUGGGAAAUCGCGGCAGGGGCAGAGGCGCCCGCGGACGAGGAGGCCCAAGGGGUCGUGGAAGGGGCCGUGCUUCGGGCCGACGUUAAUUUUUGUAACUGGUACACCUAAUAAACCAUAUUCGAUUAAUAUAGAAUAUAAAUAUUUCUUGGAUAAAUCUAUAUUGUACGAAUCGUGUUUGAAAAGGGUUGAAAUUGUGACCUUACGAUUUUGUUAAUCAUUUACUGAAAGAACUCUUUUUCGAAUAGUGAAAAGCAUGUAUGCAUGUAUGUAGUUGGUCUUGAGAAUAUGGUUUCUUUUGGAAAAUAUUUAAAAACUAUUCCUUCAAUGAAUUGUAACCAUAACUUUAUUAAAUGAUAAUUUAAUACCUUAAAUGAAAGCUAAUCUUGUUC